Messenger RNA from Salvelinus fontinalis (brook trout), 4412 nucleotides. Its product is annotated as podocalyxin-like. Bases 836 to 2401 code for a protein of 521 amino acids. The transcript is spliced from 8 exons. Lineage: Eukaryota; Metazoa; Chordata; Actinopteri; Salmoniformes; Salmonidae. The record is from RefSeq and is a predicted model, not a curated record. Gene Ontology annotation, cellular component: microvillus membrane; apical plasma membrane. Gene Ontology annotation, biological process: cell migration; negative regulation of cell-cell adhesion; regulation of microvillus assembly.
GCGCGUUCAAAGCAAUUCCAGGAAAGCCUGUGAAUUCCCGUUGUCAUGGCUUCUGACUGGAAUUAACUCAGCUCUCUCCUUAGGGUCAAACAGCCUGGCUUGGAUCCCCAAAUCCAAAAGACAAACAUCACACCUGCUGGUUAUAUGCCACUUUCCCAAGCAAAUUAAUCUGUCCUUGUUGGCUAGUAUGGUGAAUGAAUCGAGGACUAUAGAUAUGAAUGAUUUGAGAAACAUUUCAGGUCUGAAAGAAGCAGCACGCUAAGAAUCGUCAGUUAUUUAUUUUCAUUGACCAUUAUUGAAAUAAGGCAAAUUGAAGGAACAUAAGUCUUUGGGAGUCGUUUCCUUUUGUUAUUCAAAGUGUUGGUCAGUUUGAGAGUCCACCCAAAAUGCUUUCUAUUGGAUCUCCCCUGGCCUCGCAUGACAAGCUGGAAUGGGCAGUGCCAUGGGCCUGUGAGUAACAGCUGAACACUUGUAAAGAAGACUGGGGUCUGGACUGGCCACGGGGCUUGCGCUUUGAAAGCACAAUACGUCUUCAAGCCACUCCGGGAGAGCGAGCCAGCAACAACAACACAAUCAGCGCAGCCAAGGAGACCGGAGAAAAACUUUCCCCCAAAUUCCCAACUUAGAGAGGGGGAGAAAAAAAGGGGAGAAGCGCCAAACAAAAGCAUUCUUAGCUUUCAGCAAAACAAUAACUUUGCGAAAAUAAUUUACUUCAAAUACAAAUUCAAUGAGAUAGGCGUAACGGAACGCGUCUCCAGCAAGAAUCCGCUACUUUUAUUCAACAUUCUGAUUCUGAAUACCUAAAACCACGGAUUGAGUGCUGCAGCAACACUGAAUGAAACAAAGUUUCGUAAAAAACAGAAUGGAAACGAAAAUGCGAAUCACGUGGGCACUUCUUCCACUUGGUUUUCUACUUCACUGUACUCAUGCUGAUACAACACAAACACCCUCUAUUUCUUCAACUUCCAUGGUGCACACCAGCUUCCCAACAGUCACAUCCAAUAUCGACACCGUGAACAACACUGUUUCUGAUCCAGCCACCCAUGCAGUAACCACCCCCAGUCUAAUCAGUAGUACCGGGACUGCACCAGCCCCGCUUACCGCACUAAGUGGGGCCACGCUGAGCACCUCUACCUCUGGGAGGUCCAGUGGUAAUGUGGUGUCCACCAACAUGACUGCUGCUGGACUGGACUCCACUAGCUCCUCAGGAAUCCCCACCCAGACCACCGCGCAAUUCACUAGCUCCUCACGAACCCCCACCCAGACCACCACGCAAUUCACUAGCUCCUCACGAACCCCCACCCAGACCACCACGCAAUUCACUAGCUCCUCACGAACCCCCACCCAGACCACCGCGCAAUUAACUAGCUCCUCAGGAACCCCCACCCAGACCACCGCGCAAUUCACUAGCUCCUCACGAACCCCCACCCAGACCAUCGCGCAAUUCACUAGCUCCUCAGGAACCCACACUCAGACCACCCAGCCCCCCACUAGCUCCUCACGAACCCCCACCCAGACCACAGCGCAAUUCACUAGCUCCUCACGAACCCCCACCCAGAACACCGCGCAAUUCACUAGCUCCUCAGGAACCCACACUCAGACCACCCAGCCACCCACUAGCUCCUCAGGAACCCACACUCAGACCCCCCCGCACUCCACUGCAGUCACAGAGGUGGAUGGGAGACAUACUCCAAACCUUACAAUCCCAUGGUCAAGGUCGUCCUCUCCAUCCCAGCAACCUUUCACAUCCGGCCCUGUGGGUUCAGGAAGCGGUUUUGCUAUCACCACAACCCGUGCACAGGGAGGGAUGGUGUUAACAAGCACGGCUGAGACUACAACCACGACGACCACUACCACAAGUCCUCCCAAGAGCUUUAUGUUUGUCAUGUCCAAAGGAAAUGAAGAGAAUCACGAGAGGAAGGACCUGGAGAAGCUGUGUCGACAGCUGAUGUCUCAGAUGCAUGACGCUAACUGUACUCUGACUGUGAGAGAGAACAACGGACACACUACCUUUGACAGCGUGGUAAUUACCGGCAAAGUGGACAACGCUGUCGUCCAGCAAAACUAUGAGGAAGUCACCAGAAAACCAAGUGACAACAUGACACUGAUUGCCAUUUUGGCGUCCUGCGGAGCUCUGCUGGCCAUGAUUGUAGGCUUCGCCCUCUACGCCGCAUACCACCGCAAGUCCUAUUGGAAGAACCACCAACAACACCUGACAGAGGAGAUGCAGACGGUGGAGAACGGUUACCAUGACAACCCCACGUUGGAGGUGAUGGAGGUGCAGCCGGAGAUGCAGGAGAAGAAGGUGGCCCUGAACGGAGACUUCAACGACAGCUGGAUUGUUCCCAUCGACAACCUGCUCAAAGAGGACAUGCCAGAUGAGGAGGACACUCACCUGUAGAGGGGGACUGGAACAGACAGGGGUGCUACUAUAAUCCCUCAACCAACUGACUCUCCCUUCCCUGCACCGUUACAAGGGCCCUGUUUAGUAGAGGGUUCUAGCUCCAAAGGUUUCAGGUAGAAAUGUAUUCUAUAUAGAAUGUAUACAACCUUAAAUAACGGGAUUUGAGAAAUCGCACAAUUGUGAGUUCUAUGCAAUGCAUUUCUAUCCGCAACACUUUUAAUGUUCCUCCCCAUUGAAGCAGACCCAAGGCAACAACACACAGACACCACCUGACAAAUCUGAAAAAAAUAAUACCCAGAGGAUGACAGGUUCUGGAAACCCACCGGGCCUAAACGGGUGUCUGAGUCCCAUCGCUGUGGCCAUGGAAAAGUAACAGGGCAUUUGGUGGAUACUACACCAAUCAACAUUGUGCCUAGUUUUAGGAGAUAUUAAAUAAAUAUUUGGGAAAUGUAACUCUCAAGCAUACACAAUCCCAUUUUAAGCACCAUUGAGUGUUUAAAGGUACUUGAUGUACCUCUACAUAGUUAUUGAUUUAAUUGGGAAAACCAAACACUCAAACCACCAAUAUUUCAGGGUGGAGUUUAUGAACUCAAAUCUGCAUGUUCUUUAUGCUGUAAUCAAUGUAAUCGACAAAAGUGCCUUGAAUUGAGCACCUGUACAUAGUAUUUUCUUAUAUUUUCAGAGAAAAUGGAUGUAAUACUGUAACACUACUUGCCUUUAUGGUUAAAUCUCAAUAGUAUUGAUUUAGAGAAAAUGACCUCAGGAUAAAGUGAAAUAAUCAUCCUGGUGAAUGAAUUAAACUACUAGUGAAUCUCAGCUCUGACGACCUGGCAGUGGCUGCUGUAUAGAAGCCAUAUACUGGUGAAACAACGGGGUCCCUGGAGACACUGCUGGGACAGGAGCUUCUACAGAUAAAGGGGAAAAACACUGUAAAUAGUCAUUUGAAAGUUCUAAAGAAUUUUACCUAGAGCCUGUUUCCUGGACAUAGAUAAAGCCUAGCCUUGGACUUAAGAGCCCUUUCAACUAUGCUUUUUAGUCUAGGACUGGGGUUACUCUAUCAGGGAAGCUGGACCCUUAAGAUACAGUUGAAGUCGGAAGUUUACAUACUUAGGUUGGAGUCAUUAAAACUAAUUUUUCAACCACUCCACACAUUUCUUGUUAACAAACUAUAGUUUUGGCAAGUCGGUAAGGACAUCUACUUUGUGCAUGUGUAACAGUUUAACUUUACACCCGUCCCCCCGCCCCGACCCGGGCGCGUACCAGGGACCCUCUGCACACAUCAACAACUGACAUCCACGAAGCAUCGUUACCCAUCGCUCCACAAAAGCCACGGCCCUUGCAGAGCAAGGGGAACCACUACUUCAAGGUCUCAGAGCAAGUGACGUCACCGAUUGAAAGGCUAUUAGCGCGCACCACCGCUAACUAGCUAGCCAUUUCACAUCCGUUACACAUGACACAAGUCAUUUUUCCAACAAUUGUUUAGACAGAUUAUUUCACUGUAUCACAAUUCCAGUGGGUCAACAUAUUGUGGUAAUUUGUUAAACAUCAGGGAUGACUUGUUACAUAGGCCUCUGCACAUUUUCCUUUUUGUUUGUUUCCCUUUUUUGUCAAAUCAACUGAAUAGAAAUGUAUUUAAAUAUCCAUUAAAUAUCCAAUAUGUGAUUAUCUGGCAAAACAUUCAAAUUCAUGUAUAAUUCACAUGGACACAAUAAUUCCCAAUCAUAUUUAAGCUGUAAAAUCAACCAAAACAAUCCACCACUUAUUCUACACAUUCCUAUGUACUGUUUGUCAUUAGUUAUUGUGUACAGUCACUCACUCGUAUUAGAUUUCUUUAACUUUUACACCAAAGUAUUUAGCAGUUAUUGUAUAUAUUUAUGGUUUGUUUGCUGAUGAAGCCAAACAACAGGGGGUCUGACACACUGGAAGCUGCGCCUUGUCUAUCAUGACCAGGGCAGCCAUGUUUUCUUAUACCAAUAAAGAUUUGCCAAUAAAACACACUUAUUUCAAA